Messenger RNA from Phialemonium atrogriseum, 1946 nucleotides. Its product is annotated as putative phospho-2-dehydro-3-deoxyheptonate aldolase. The transcript has 2 exons. The record is from RefSeq and is a predicted model, not a curated record. Gene Ontology annotation, molecular function: 3-deoxy-7-phosphoheptulonate synthase activity. Bases 138 to 1577 code for a protein of 479 amino acids. Gene Ontology annotation, biological process: aromatic amino acid biosynthetic process. Lineage: Eukaryota; Fungi; Ascomycota; Sordariomycetes; Cephalothecales; Cephalothecaceae.
CUUUGACUCAGAGGAAGGACUUUUAUAGAUAGGUAGGCCGUAGUACUCGUAUCAAAGACAAGCAACAGUCAUACUCUCAAAUCCACCCGCCCAUAUACCUAUACCGAGUUUACAACAGAGUGGCACUUUUUCUAGCCAUGAAUGGGACAGCAAGCCAUGCGGGCGAGCAGGCGCAGGCGCCGUGGACGCCGGAGUCGUGGAGAGGCAAACCCAUGAAGCAGUCACCCGACUACCCGGACAAGGAGGCUCUGGCAAAAUCCAUGGCGGAACUCAAGCGACUCCCGCCCAUUGUCCACCCUCGGGAGAUUGUAACACUCAAGCAGCAUCUGCGAGAUGUGGCACGGGGCGAGGCCUUCCUCCUUCAGGGAGGCGACUGCGCAGAGCUCUUCGCCUACUGUGAGCAGGACGCCAUUGAGUCCAAGAUCAAGCUGCUACUGCAAAUGAGCCUGGUUCUCAUCUGGGGCGCCGAUAAACGAGUCGUGCGGAUCGGCCGCAUGGCCGGCCAGUACGCGAAACCACGGUCAAGUCCGACCGAGAUGGUCGAUGGCAAGGAGGUGCCGUCCUUCAGGGGCGACAUUCUAAACGGUUUCCCGCUUGAAGAGAGGGAGCUGGACCCGCAAAGGCUGGUCAAAGCCUACCACCACUCCUCGGCGACUCUGAACUACAUCAGGGCAGCCAUCGCCUCGGGGAUUGCGGAUUUGCACCGCCCCUUGGACUGGGAACUGGGCCAUGUCCGCGACCCGGCUCUCAAAGCCAAGUACUCCGAGGCGGUCAAGUUCCUCACGGAUAUGCUCCAAUUCAUGCAUACCAUUGGAGCCGACAAGAGCAACAAGCUGGACACAGUCGACCUCUUCACCAGCCACGAGGGAUUGCUCCUCGAAUACGAGCAGAACCUGACGCGCCUGCUGGACAACCCGGCCCAUUCCCCGUCCUCUCUCGACCCUAGCCAGGCGCAAGCCGGGCAGGCCGGGAAGGAGUACUACGACACGUCGGCGCACUUCCUCUGGAUCGGCGACCGCACGCGGCAGAUCGACGGCGCGCACGUCGAGUUCUUCCGCGGCAUCGCCAACCCGAUCGGCGUCAAGGUGGGCCCCACGACGCCGACGAGCGACCUCCUGGAGCUCCUACGGACGCUGAACCCGUCGCGGGAGCCCGGCAAGAUCACGCUGAUCACGCGGUACGGCGCGGCGCGCGUGCGCGACCUGCUGCCGCAGCACAUCCGCGCCGUCGAGGACAGCGAGUACCGCCGCGCCGUCGUCUGGCAGUGCGACCCAAUGCACGGCAACACGCGGUCGACGGCAUCGGGCGUCAAGACCCGCCACUUCGCCGACAUCUUCUCCGAGCUGCAGGAGACGCUGCGCAUCCACAAGGAGCAGGGCAGCUACCUCGGCGGCGUCCACCUCGAGCUGACCGGCGACGCCGUGACAGAGUGCCUCGGCGGGAGCGAGUGCCUGGCCGAGGACGACCUGUCGACCAACUAUACCAGCUUCUGCGAUCCCCGGCUGAACGAGAAGCAGGCUCUCGAGCUGGCCUUCCUGAUCGCCGAUCAUUACCGUAGCGAGAGAAUGACGGUCUGAAACGGAGAGGGCGGUACUUUUUGCGUGGCAUCUUCUGCGGCGUUAUGGUUCAGAUGGGAUACGAUGGACAAAUGGGAUAUCUAGGUCCAUCACUGCGAGUCAAACCCAAAAUAAGAAAAGGUUACUGUUUUGCCUACCAGGUUGCGACUUAGAACAUCAGAAAAGGCACUAGGUUGAGAUUGUUCGCUGGGGUAGAUUUCAGAACCAGAAAGCUCCUCUAGACUCUUAUUCUAAGAAUUGUCGACAUCCAAGGGGGGAGUGUCCUUCCACUUCUACAACCCCUCCUUUUUGCAUCCACGUAAAUCCCCAACGACUCUAGGUUACUCACAACCGCGCCCCGGACGCCGCCCCCAGUCAAGACAACAAGGU